AUGGGCGGCAAAGCUGCCAGUGGAAGUGUUGUGAACUCUUCAACUACGAACCAAAUAUCCAGUGCAGCGGCAUUGGUUACUCUCAGGAACGCUGAUGGUCUGCUAGCAUUAUACACAAAGAAUAAGGGCUCCGAGAGAAGUGGCGAAGAUAUUAAAUCUCGUUUACACAACGAAAAUUGGAUCCAGUCAGUAUUUCUUGUUAUCAACGACUCUAAAACAUCGCUCGCCGAUCUUCGAUUUCUUAGCAAAGUUUUCGAGAAGAUUGUUCAGUUCAUCGUAUCAGAUCCGUCACCUCAAAUUCGUGAUGCUAUAAAGCCAGUACUGCUGAGUCAAAAAGCAGACUUUGACAAGUUCCUGAAUGAGCUAUCGAGAGCAGAAAUCCCAUGCUAUGGCGCAUCAUUAUGGCUUGCCUAUUGCAAGCUUUUUGUGACGGUUUUUGGGACCAAGAUGCCAAGUAAGGAGUGGAACGAUUUGUUCACUCCAAUGGAGACGUGGUUCAAGAUUUCUGAUGAAGAAGCCGUUAAAAUCUGUCUACAGGCCUGGACUUCUUUCAUUAGUUUUGCUGGUCCAAAACUAAGUACAGGUAUGUUGCGGGAAAAGCUUCUGGCAACUUUCACCAAACCCUUGCGCUCUCAUGCGGUCAUGAACAAGCUGAAAACAUCAGCACCCAUAAUCUCUGCUUAUACUGCGCUGAUCUCCGCAUUUCGUAAUAGUGUCGAUGAUAGAUUCGAAGAGCUGAUCAUCUGCUUCCUUCGCUUUCUUAUUGGCAGUUCCGUCGUUGCCCUUGAAGAUGUGAAGACCAUUGAGAAUGAGAUAGCAAGACCCUUCAGUCAGGACUUCAAGCUUGUGCUCGAAGGAGCCACCUCGAAUUUUUUGGACUAUCUAACCGACUCAAGGACACAUCGUGUUUUCGAGGACGCACCGAAGCACAUAUUUCCGCUAAUUUGUUCUGUCCUCGGUAUCAAAACAUCUAAGCAGGGUAUCCCUGUAUGUGCUAAUAUUCCCAGUAUAAUGCUGAAAUAUGGGAUUUUCCUUGCUCAAGUUCAAACCGACGCGAAUUCGAUAUGUCUCUGUUUUGCUGCACUUGGCCGACGUAUCGAAGCUAUCAGUGAUGAAGGGGCAAGGCGUAGAGAGUCUCGUUUCCUUUUUAUUCAGAUCCGUGCUUGGAUUGCUGAGAGCAGUCAUAGUAUAGAAGAUAUAGAGUCUGCUCUUUGUCAGCUGUUUCGAGGUGGUGAUCUGUCAGUACACGCAAACACAGUUGGAGAAUGGCCAGCGAUGAAAUUAGUUGAAGCCAUUCUCAAGAAGUCUAGAAAGGACGAACAAGAUACUGCUGAGAAGCCCUCCACUAAACUCCUCAGUGAAUUUCUCGAGAUUAUUCCUGGAACACUUCGCGGCGGUCUCGAGACUGAAGGCAUUGUACUGAAACGUUUGGGAGAGCUCUGCGACAUGAUAGAAGGAAAUCUCGACUGCUUCGAUGCACAGUCAGUGCUCAAAACAUGGUCUCAUAUGGCUGAUAUGCUAACUGAUUUUAUAAAA
Messenger RNA from Ostertagia ostertagi, 1536 nucleotides. The record is from the annotation of a GenBank genome assembly. NCBI's taxonomy places the organism in Eukaryota, Metazoa, Nematoda, Chromadorea, Rhabditida, Trichostrongylidae.